Messenger RNA from Homarus americanus (American lobster), 522 nucleotides. RefSeq names its product glycine-rich cell wall structural protein-like. The coding region runs from base 69 to 350 and encodes 93 amino acids. Lineage: Eukaryota; Metazoa; Arthropoda; Malacostraca; Decapoda; Nephropidae. The record is from RefSeq and is a predicted model, not a curated record. The transcript has 3 exons.
GUAUAUAAGACGGGUCGCGAGAAUUCAUCACUCAGUUUACUUCACACAGCCGACAGGUUACAAUCAGAAUGAAACUGCUGUUGUCACUGGCUGGCGUCACCCUCCUGGCUUCCUUGAGCCAGGCUGGUGGACACGGAGGACACGGUGGCGGCUAUGGAGGACAUGGUGGAGGCUAUGGUGGCGGCUAUGGAGGACAUGGUGGAGGCUACGGAGGUGUUGGUGGAAGAUCCAAUAACAACUACAACAUCGCAGGCCUCCAUGGUGGUGGAUAUGGCUAUGGUGGCGGACACGGAGGACAUGGUGGCGGCUAUGGUGGCGGCUAUGGUGGCGGCCACGGAUACAGAAAAUAAACAACCUGUUAACGAAGAAAACAAAACAGCAACGAAACACGACCGCAGGAAUGCAAUGAAUUUUACCAUAGAAAUAACACAGCAGCCGGGCGACGUUAACAACGCACCCAGCUCCAAGAUUAUUAAUAAUUUUUAUAAUAAAAAAUACAAAUAAAAUCUUAGAAUAAACAAA